Molecule: messenger RNA, 1328 nt
Organism: Cylicocyclus nassatus
Lineage: Eukaryota; Metazoa; Nematoda; Chromadorea; Rhabditida; Strongylidae
Source: the annotation of a GenBank genome assembly
CAGAAGCAGAAGCUGGUCUUUGCGCGUGGAGUCGCCGUCGCGAAUCACGCCAGGCGCGAGGCGGAGAGUCGCACGUGCGACUGGGCGGGCGCGGCGACUCGGCGAGUCGUGGCCGGGGCGUGGUCGGGCGGCUGGCGGCAUUCGAGCACGAUGUCGUCGCAUGCGGUUUGGACCGGCAACGGUCAUACAAUUCUGUAUGCACCGUACACUUAUGAGAAAAUCGUCGGUCCCGAACAUCUAUGGAAUCCGAUGGCUGUGCAUGCAUUCUUCGCUCGGCACUGGAGCUCGUCGAUAUAUCUUGCACUCGGUUAUGUGGCUAUCAUUAACGUUCUGCAACGAGUUAUGGAGAAUCGGAAACCGUUAAGCAUGAAAACUAUAAUGCUAUUCUGGAAUGGAGCAUUGGCUAUAUUUAGCAUGAUGGGAACAUGGCGAUUUGGCUUAGAAUUUUUCAACAUGUUAUGGACAAGACCUUUCACGGAUUCCGUAUGCUUUUCUGUGGAUCCGAACGGACCAGCAUCAUUUUGGGCGUGCAUGUUUGCGUUCUCAAAAAUCGCAGAGCUCGGUGACACAUUAUUCUUGGCUUUACGGAAACGACCAGUGAUCUUUCUACAUUGGUACCAUCAUGCUGUUGUACUCGUUUACGUCUGGCAUUCAGCUGUCGAACUGACCGCUGCUGGACGUUGGUUUAUAUGGAUGAACUAUUUCGUGCAUUCGAUUAUGUACACCUACUACGCUAUAGUGUCGACUGGCAAACGAUUACCUAAACGGCUGUCAAUGACUGUCACUGCCUUGCAAACAACGCAGAUGCUCAUUGGUGUUGCGAUCUCUGUCUAUGUGCUAUACCUCAAACUGAAUGGCGCGGUAUGCCAGCAGUCUUUCGACAAUCUUGCCAUUUGUUUUGCAAUCUACGCAUCGUUCCUCAUUUUGUUCUCUAAAUUCUUUAACUCGGCCUACCUCGUAAAGAAGAAGCAACAACAGCCCAAGCCGGUGAAAACCGACUGAAAACCACGGUUGGUGUUAUCGUAUUUCGCACAUGCACAUACAGAAAGUAUCUAUCUACCUAAUAGCUGUCAAUUAUCUAUUAAGUCAAUCAAUCGGUGUGUGGUCUUUGUGAAUCCCAUGAUUUAUGUGAUCUUUGCAUGUCACUUAAUUAGUAAUUAAUUUACCGUAUAUCUUUAACCUCAUUAUAAACAUCAAACUCCUUGUUGCGGAGAUUGGGUACGUACGUCGUUUUUGAGGUGAUUUGAUUUUCGUUUAUUUUCAUUGUUAUGAACUAUGAAUGUACAUAAGAGAAUGGUGACAAGAAUCAAUGAAGAUGUUGUGUUUUC